AUGGCGGUCGGAGAAGGAGGACGCGGUCUAARUAACGGUGUACAAGAACUGAUAAACACUACAACAGCACUAGGAAGUAAAACCAUUGACUUAAGUAGAAAAAAACUAACAGAAAUACCGUCUGAAGUUCUUGAUUUGGAGCAUCUUGAGUUUUUGUAUCUAGAGGGGAAUUAUAUUACUGAAAUACCACACUAUUUAUUUGAAAAACUACCAAGUUUAAAAUGGUUAGACCUAAGAAACAAUCGCAUUACUGAAAUUCCUGCAGCAAUAGGAUCCCACAAGGCACUGAGGAACUUAUUGUUAGAAGGAAAUGACAUCAAAGAAYUGCCUUUAGAAUUAGGUUUUGCCAAAUUAAGCGGUUURAAUAUUGCAUCCAACCCCCUGGAGAUGCCACCAUCAAGCRUUAUUGAGAAGGGRACACAGAAUUUUGUUUUGUAG
Exaiptasia diaphana is the source of this 438-nucleotide messenger RNA. RefSeq names its product leucine-rich repeat-containing protein 27-like. The transcript has 5 exons. Lineage: Eukaryota; Metazoa; Cnidaria; Anthozoa; Actiniaria; Aiptasiidae. Gene Ontology annotation, molecular function: protein binding. The coding region runs from base 1 to 438 and encodes 145 amino acids. The record is from RefSeq and is a predicted model, not a curated record.